CGUAACUAUACAGUACCAGGUGCAAUAUUUGGAGACAAUUAGCAAUUAAGUCAUAUCUAACAAUUAAUGAGGGGAAAAUACAGCAAAUUAUGUUAUAAUUCCAACCGAGACAAGUCCUAUACCAGAGGUGAUUCAGAAAGGGUAAACACACGUUACAAGGGUACAUGAAGGCAACACCAAUGUACAGUAAAGAGUUGUAGUCUGUGAACAAGAUUUUUAAAACUGUGCAGUGUUGUGUUAAAAAAGACACGAGAUAAAGCUUGGAACAUACUUCCGAAACAAUACAUUAGCUGGUUAGCUAAACAUGUAUUUUCGUCAGAUUUUGCGGACGCAGUUACACGGGACGAGAACGGUCCAACUCCACCGCUUGCACCGUGUUUGUCGAGCCGAGGUAGCUGGUCUGAAAAGAAUCCAUCUCAUUCUCAUAAACAUUUUAUUUUCCUCGUGUGCAGCUGAGCAUUUUGAAAACGAUUGUCCUACCAGCCCUGGUGGUGGCUGUGGGGAUUCUGCAGUGCCCCACCACCAAGAGAGACCACUGUGCACAAAGAGUGACGAGGUGAGGCUGGCAAAGGAGGCCAGCAACAAGUAUGGCUCCCCAGCUCCAACCAUCUUCUCUAAAGUGAUCGACAAAAGCAUCCCUGCAGAUAUAAUUUAUGAAGAUGAGAAGUGUUUGGCAUUCAGGGAUAUCAGCCCACAGGCACCUGUUCACUUCCUUGUUAUUCCAAGGGUCCCUAUUCCCAGAAUAAGUGAGGCCAAAGAUGAUGAUGCUGAGCUCUUAGGACAUUUGUUGAUUGUUGCCAAAACAGUGGCGAAGCAAGAAUCUCUAACUGAAGGCUACAGAGUUGUGAUCAACGAUGGAAAGCACGGUGCUCAGUCAGUUUACCACCUUCACCUCCACGUCCUGGGAGGAAGACAGUUGGCGUGGCCACCAGGAUAAUGGCGACAUGUAUGACUUGAUAUAUGAUGGGUGUAGGUCAUAUUCUCUUCCCAUCCUUCUGUACAAAAAGUAAAUUCACCACAAAUAAUUGUUUAAUGGACUAAUUCAAAAGUGAAUACAUGAUGUUUAAUAUGGCUGCAAAUAAAGACAUUCCUUCUAAUAUGGAAUGGCAAAAGGUCAA
Messenger RNA from Trematomus bernacchii (emerald rockcod), 1118 nucleotides. RefSeq lists its product as uncharacterized. Gene Ontology annotation, cellular component: mitochondrion; cytoplasm. The record is from RefSeq and is a predicted model, not a curated record. Gene Ontology annotation, molecular function: hydrolase activity. The transcript is spliced from 5 exons. The coding region runs from base 305 to 937 and encodes 210 amino acids. Lineage: Eukaryota; Metazoa; Chordata; Actinopteri; Perciformes; Nototheniidae.